AUGAACAUGGAAUCUACCACUGGUGGAUAUCGCAACAUACGUGUGUGUUCUCCCCUUUCGUGUCGCAUUACUUUUGCUGGACUUCUUCAUGCGCCAUAUUUAUUGCUGUUCCCAUGUUUUUUUUUUUUUUUUUGGGGGGGGGGGGGUUUUAUUUUGUCACCGUUGCUUAAACUUUUUUGUUUUCUUUUCCUUUACAAAUCCGCGCAGACUCGUCUUUCCGCCUUUUUUUUACACAAUGUUUUUUCUUUUUUCUUUUUGGACUUACUAGUUAGCUUGACGAAGAAAAAAAAAAAAAACAGUGGGGAAGGGAAAAAUUUGGGGAAAAGAAACAUGUCUGCUGCUAACGCUACACAGCAGGUCAUUCCGAAGGCUUUUCCUAAAAUAUUACACCGAUAUGUUGGUAGACCGAGGGUGUUUGAGUGUUUGAAGCCGUACGAGAAGUAUUAUGUGGUGGCUUACUUGAACUCCGUUUACAACGCAGCGCCUCUUUUCAAGUGGUCGCUCAGUAUUGUUCCACUUUACGGCAUUUUUUCUGGAAGCGUACCGGUGGAGAAGGUGGAUUUUAAUUCCAGUGCCGCUCUCAGCAUCACGGGUCUUGUAUGGUUUGUGUAUGCGCUUCUUAUUCAGCCGCAGAACUCUGGGAGUCGUUCAUUGGCUCUCGUUAACAUGUGUCUGGCUUCCGUAAACGGGUACAACUGCUACCGCAGCUGGGCCUACAAGAGAGUCAAGGCAUUGGAUAGUUAG
Trypanosoma cruzi is the source of this 744-nucleotide messenger RNA. RefSeq lists its product as uncharacterized. The record is from RefSeq and is a predicted model, not a curated record. The transcript has a single exon. Gene Ontology annotation, biological process: pyruvate import into mitochondria. Gene Ontology annotation, cellular component: mitochondrial inner membrane. The coding region runs from base 1 to 744 and encodes 247 amino acids. Lineage: Eukaryota; Euglenozoa; Kinetoplastea; Trypanosomatida; Trypanosomatidae.